Molecule: messenger RNA, 1144 nt
Organism: Somion occarium
Lineage: Eukaryota; Fungi; Basidiomycota; Agaricomycetes; Polyporales; Cerrenaceae
Source: the annotation of a GenBank genome assembly
CCCUCAUCUCUCUCUCCCUCGAACUUCAUCCUUCACUCCCAUCAGCGUCCUACAACCUCUUCAUACAAUUGGCACUCACCUCUGCCAAAGUUACUUGAUCACAUCUACCCUUAAAGUCCUUCUCAUUCUCAUGUCUGUCGACCUUCAUCCUUCUCCCUUUCGUCGUCCCGGGAAAGGGCGCGUCCCUGCAACCGAAAUCAGCCAAGGUUUCCCCACAUACCAAGCUGUAACUAAGGAAGCAGAGGAGAGUCGCGAUCCAUCCACCCCUGGGUGGGUGUCGAACUCCGCAGCGUCUUCCCCCGAGACCCCUUCCCCCAUUUCCACGCAUUUCGCAGGAAUCCCAGCAUACUAUCAAGACAGCGUCCUCUUCGGGGGAUCUUACGACGGCUUCGUGCAGCAGCCCAACCCCAAUACCCCGCCCGCCCAGCAGGGACCAUCUGAGUCCUCCCUGGAUAAGUCCCCGCGAACCGCGCCGAUCUCCAUUCCCACGCGCUCGUCUCUCCCCCAAGAGACCUUGUUCGCUAGUCAAGGCUCCCCCUCAUUCUAUGAGUCCGUGGAAACGUACACCCGUAUCCCCCCUCCCAACAACAUCUCGUCCAGCCAGUCCUCGACGUCCUCCACCUCAUCAUUGGACAAUUUCAUGGCAUACCGUGAUGCAGAUAAGCCAUAUAAGCCGUACCCUGGAUAUAUAUUUUCGGGUUGGGAUGCGGUACCGAGUGACGAGCGUCUGUUCGACGACGACGACGAGUUGGCUAUCCGGCUGGACGCUAUUGACGUCCUCGACUACGCGUUCUACGCGAACAUGAUGGCGGGUCGACCCCGGCAGCUGGCACCACCUAAGGCACCGCGCAUGCGCACUAUUCCAUUGCCGUGGGUCUAGUCGCCUUAGCGCCGGGAGUCUAUGGUAGCGUUAACGAUGGAGGAACAUCGAAAGGCAGGAUAUAACGUCCAUGAAGCUGCUCACCUUGAACACAUUGUACAUUUAACAGACCCAGAAGUCUCUUUCCACUUGCUUGUCUCAUCAUCAUCAGUUAUAUCGCAGUAUCGUUAGUGCUUUCUGCUGUCAACGUGUUGUACAUAAUACCCCUGCGACCUAUGCAUACCAUUUUCUUUAUUUUCAUCUCUCAAACAUUGUCUUUAGCAG